UUUACCAGGGAAUUCAUUAAGAAAAAGGGGUUGGAGGGGAUGCUGGAUGCUAAAGCCAUCAGGAAGCGAUGGGAGAAUUUGGUGCAGAAAUACAAGGCACUUAAGAACCCUCCUGAGGUGUCUACCCCAAAGAGGCUCCGGGUAGACACCGUGGCUAUUGUAAAAGCCUUGCAGGAGAAUGAGAAGCAGGCUGAUGAGGUGAUACAGGAGAUGCAGAAAGAGCAACGAGAGCAAGAGGAGAAAAGAGAGAGAGAGGCGAGAGAGGCGAGAGAGGCUGCAGAGCGCGAGGAGAGGAGGCACCAAGAGGCUGUGGAGAGGGAAGAGAGGUGUCACCGUCAGACUGUAGAGAGGGAGGAGAGGUUUUUCAGGGAGAUGAGGGAGAGGGAAGACAGGAGGGAUAGGGAGAUAGAUGGCUGCCAGGGAUAGAGAGGCGUCUGCCAGGGAGGAGCGC
Fundulus heteroclitus (mummichog) is the source of this 451-nucleotide messenger RNA. Its product is annotated as stress response protein nst1-like. The transcript is spliced from 3 exons. NCBI's taxonomy places the organism in Eukaryota, Metazoa, Chordata, Actinopteri, Cyprinodontiformes, Fundulidae. The record is from RefSeq and is a predicted model, not a curated record. The coding region runs from base 40 to 426 and encodes 128 amino acids.